CAACUUUUUUUGAGAAUAAAGUUCUUGGCCGCCGUAGAGAAUUUGGUAUCGUGCACGUACCAAGAGUUUAUUUGCACGUGAGCAACCACUGCAUCUCGAGGCAUUCUGUAUUUCAUAAUCGAAGAGCAUGAACGCCCCUUGAUAUUAUAUCGAUUAUUUCGUAUUUCUCUUACACGCGAAAGACUUCCGCAAACGCCACACACUAGCCGUGCCAAUUUUAAGGGCCAAUUGGCCGAUUAGCCCGAGCUGGCUUAAAAUGCAGUCGAUGGGAGCUCUUCUCGGUCCACACAGCAGAGGCGCAUUGAGUCGCUGUAUUAAACCCUCGAUACGGCCAUUCUCGAGCAUUCAUGCUUGCAAAAUAAAGGUGUCCAAGGCACCGUCUACUCGCCGGCAAUCGAGACCCUUAAACGACCAAGGAAAACCCGAUCGCCAGAGUCAACGGCGAGAAUGGACAGAGGCGCUAAUCGGGAAUCGAAAAGCUACUAUUGCUCAAUUCACACUCGCCAAAAAGGCGGGAGCCUUAAAGAUUGAACCUGAACAUUCAAUCGAACUUUUAAGCUCUUAUUGCAAUGCAGUGGCAGGACCUGGCUGGGAGAUCCGUUUCUGUAGAGAACACAAAAUAGAUCCUCCUACCUUAGCCAUGGUUAGCAGGAUCCUGAAUAAGAAUCCUGCUCGCCCUCUGAGGAAAAUGGGGGAAAAUAUGAUGAUCUGCGCCGCAACGCUUGGCGACUUAAGUUCCAUUGUCGCCGUCCUGAACAGAUCUUUGCUGCAGGACAAUCUUCACCAUCCAGGUCUGCUAAUACCCAUGACCAAGCUCAAAUUCUACGCCAACCAAGGAAAUACAGAGGCAAUGGUAAUAUACGGCCGCAUCCUGGACCGCCAGAAGAAGCAUGCCGAAGCUGCCGAGAUGUUUCAGAAAGCUGCAGAGACUCCGCGUGACGGCUCCGUCGAUGCUGAGAUUGGCAACGCGUUGGUCCAGCAGGGAAAUCUCUGUUAUCGAGAUGGCAAGAAGGAGGAGGCGAGGAUGAGCUUCAAGAAAGCAGCGCUUGAGUUUGAUAACCCAGAAGGUUACUAUAAGUUGGCAUCAAUAAUGCCAGACCAGGACUCAUUAAAAGAGACCUACUUGCUCAAAGCUGCUGCAUCUAGGAUCAGAGAAGCAGUCGUUGAGGUUGCUGCCUUGUAUGGGAGAACCGCAGGGUUACACGCAUCGUCUGAGGAAAGAAAGCAAGCAAGACUUCUCGCGGUCGAAUGGCAGAAGCUGGCGUCACAUCAGGCGCCUACAACAAAGUGAUAUAGCUGCAUAGAACGGGGGGGGUUCAGACAUGGAUCAAAUGUAUAAUAUGUAUUAUAUGCAGUGGUUGAUUUAUUUGACUGUUUGGGUCUAUCAAGCACUCGGUGCACACAUACACUGUCUUAACGUCACCCCCCCCCCAGCCUUAGGUGGUAGCUGUCGAUCUUCGCGUCAAGAAACAGAAGGUACUUCCACAGUGGGAUUUAAGCUAACCCCACUAUUUCCACCACGGCCAUAAGUAAUAUGAGUUGGUGUGAUCACUGGAUCUCCUUUCAGCGCCUUCUCUCUUUCAGCUCCAUAGCCCAUCCCUCUCCGGCUGACAGCGCCAUUGGCAUUUUAGCGACGCCCCUUGCACCACUCGCAUCUUUAUACUGCCAGCGCCCUCGGUAAUUGCCUACCCACCUAUAAACAAGCCUUUGUUUGAAUGCCUCCCGCCGCUAGACACGUCACAAACAUGAGGCGUCAGUAGAAUGGACUCGAGGCCCUCAUGGCCUUUGGGCCGUCUCAUGAUCGCAUCGCACGGCACCAAUGGCAAUCCAUCGGCCGCACAGCAAUUUGGAGCUUGUGGAAAGCAUGCCUCUCACACUCCUUCGAAAAAUCAAUGUACCUCUGGACAGAAGAAAGCGCCUGCAAAUCCUACCACGCAAUGAUGCUCCAGCGCGUCCUUUCGGAAAGGGUGCUAAGCACCAAAGAAAUAUACCGAAAUGCUGUCUACAACGAGACCAGCUUUACAUAAGUCUGGAAUGAGAACCCGCGAGAUAUCCGCAUCCUUAAGGGACCGCAAUGCCUCCACAAUCUCCCUUCACAUUUAGACUACGACCUAAGUCAACUACAGACUACAAAUACCCUCACAACGGACCCCAUUGCCCCAACUCAAACGCCUGAAGAGGGACAGUGGGACACUAUACCGAUAUCACCAAGUGCUACAGUCCACAUUUGAUUGAAUUAUAAAGGGCGAUGACGGGCCUCUCUUUACCCAUACAAAUGAGAACCCCCAACCCCGAAAUACCAAACAAAAGAGUGAUGGAACAACGGUUCAACUCCGUUACGAAGCUCCCGGUGGCAACAUACCUCUCCUACCUAUCCUAACGGAUAGGAGACCAAAAACAACACCAAUGCUUCUUCUUGUGGCUUUUCGUUGUUUUUGCCUCUUUACUUAAGAUAGACCAAAAUGACAGUGGAUUUCCCGGUGA
Messenger RNA from Pseudogymnoascus destructans, 2484 nucleotides. RefSeq lists its product as uncharacterized. The coding region runs from base 257 to 1291 and encodes 344 amino acids. Lineage: Eukaryota; Fungi; Ascomycota; Leotiomycetes; Thelebolales; Thelebolaceae. The transcript is spliced from 2 exons. The record is from RefSeq and is a predicted model, not a curated record. Gene Ontology annotation, molecular function: protein binding.